CAUACUGGAUCACCACACGUUAGCCCUGAGCCUCUGUUAGAUGCUAUCGUGAAAUCUCGCUUUCGCCUUCAACCUAAACCGGACCUCGCCACGAACCUCGCCAUGGCCAAGACGGUCAACAAAAAUGAUGUCCUGGCCUCGCCGGGACCCAGAACGCUAGACUCUCCCAAGUCGCUGAAAUCCAUCUUCUUGCCAAAUGAGUCGGGCUUUGAGCCUGGAUCUGGGGUCAAAAAGGGCACUCUGGAGGAUGAUCGUUAUGCUGGACCAGUUUGGGGUAACAGCCAAAGCCAAGGCAAGCCGCCUGAGGCUACUAGCGCUUCUUCGUGCCGAUCGGAUCCUGACUACGGUAGUUGGACGGGGCCAACUGAUCCGUUGGCGUCACAACCUGGGGAGCAAGCGACAGAACCGACUUCCACGCCCAGUGCCUCGAAGUUUACGAUCCCUUCUUGUUGUUUGCCCAACGCAGAGGUUUCUGCGGCAGUGAAUAACGCCAUCAACGCCUUCGCGAUCGCCAAUGUGUCAGUCAGAAAUUCCAUUGCCUCGAAUUAUCAUGAUGUCAGCGCCACGAGACUUGGGGACGAGGGUUCGAGGCGAGCGCAGAGUGGGGCGCCAGAUUUCACUUUGGCCGGAGAUUUCGGAGGCGAUCAGUUGUCCUCAUCUGCCAACGGCUGUAAAGAAUAUCGCCCACUUUGCCCUAGUGGAUCAGACGAAAAAUUGGGUGAAUUGAACUCGUUUUCUAUCGUCUCAAUAGCAUUUCGAAUGACCAUCUCUCAGAGUGCAGCAGCAAUUCCUAUUACUUAA
Molecule: messenger RNA, 801 nt
Organism: Protopolystoma xenopodis
Lineage: Eukaryota; Metazoa; Platyhelminthes; Monogenea; Polystomatidea; Polystomatidae
Source: the annotation of a GenBank genome assembly